Molecule: messenger RNA, 1279 nt
Organism: Triplophysa dalaica
Lineage: Eukaryota; Metazoa; Chordata; Actinopteri; Cypriniformes; Nemacheilidae
Product: ER membrane protein complex subunit 3-like
Exons: 8
Coding region: 262-1044 (260 amino acids)
Biological process (GO): protein folding in endoplasmic reticulum
Cellular component (GO): EMC complex; membrane
Source: RefSeq, a predicted model, not a curated record
CAGCAACUGCGCAGACGGCGCAUGUUCAUGCAGCCAUGUGCGGUAACUUAACCGUCGUGAAAAGUGCACUAUUGUUAACAUAGUUUGAUUUCUCUUCGACACGUUGUUUAAAGUUUUAACUUAAAAACAAGAGCGGGCUAAUGCACAGUUAUUUACAGCCGAGACUUUGGAUUGUUAACCACGUGGUUAAGUUACUGUCUUCGGCUCUAAAGAUCUAAACGAGUUUUUGACGUAAGACAGUAAAGGUUAGUGUUAGCAGUCAUGUCUGGUCCAGAACUGCUGUUAGACUCGAGUAUUCGUUUGUGGGUUGUUUUGCCAAUAGUCUUCAUCACGUUCUUCGUCGGCGUCCUGCGUCAUUACGUCACUCAACUUAUUCAAAGUGAGAAGAAAGUGGAUCUGCAGCAGGUGUCGGACAGUCAGGUGUUACUGCGCAGCCGCAUACUGAGAGAAAAUGGAAAGUACAUUCCCAAACAGUCAUUUACCAUGAGAAAACACUAUUUCAACAACCCUGAAACUGGAUUCUUUAAGAAGGUCAAAAGAAAGGUGAUUCCCAAAAACCCCAUGACAGAUACAAGCAUGUUAACUGACAUGAUGAAAGGCAAUCUCACCAAUGUGCUGCCAAUGAUUCUGAUUGGAGGAUGGAUCAACUGGGCUUUUUCUGGUUUUGUCACAACUAAGGUUCCGUUUCCAUUGACGCUGAGAUUUAAGCCAAUGUUACAGCGAGGCAUCGACCUGCUAUCGCUGGAUGCCUCCUGGGUGAGUUCAGCUUCCUGGUAUUUUCUCAAUGUCUUUGGGCUCCGAAGCAUGUACACUCUCAUCCUUGGACAAGAUAAUGCUGCAGAUCAGUCAAGAAUUAUGCAGGAGCAAAUGACCGGGGCUGCGAUGGCUAUGCCCCCUGAUCCUAAUAAAGCUUUUAAGAGCGAGUGGGAAGCCCUGGAGAUUGUGGAGCACAAAUGGGCUCUGGAGAAUGUUGAGGAGGAACUCGUGUCCCAUGAUCUGAACUUCACAGGACUCUUCAGCCAUCAAGUUAAAACGAUGUUCUGAUGUGUUAUUACUGUAGCCAGCACACUAAUUACUGAGACUGUUAACAAGACUUAAAGGUUCUGCUCAAAGUGUUCACUUGAAUGAUACCGACAGUGUUUAGUUAAUAUUAUGUGAACAUCUUACGAAGGAAGUGUUAUUUAAAAAUGUAAAAGACAGCAUGCAUACAUGAUUACCCAAAAAUUGUUGAGGUGAACUGUAACAUGAGCUUGAAAUGUAAUAAAGAGAGCUAAAUAUG